Molecule: messenger RNA, 2603 nt
Organism: Pezoporus occidentalis (night parrot)
Lineage: Eukaryota; Metazoa; Chordata; Aves; Psittaciformes; Psittacidae
Gene: GFM2
Product: GTP dependent ribosome recycling factor mitochondrial 2
Exons: 22
Coding region: 218-2551 (777 amino acids)
Biological process (GO): ribosome disassembly; mitochondrial translation
Cellular component (GO): mitochondrion
Molecular function (GO): GTP binding; GTPase activity
Source: RefSeq, a predicted model, not a curated record
CGGGCGAGGGGCGGCUUGGGGGCACGGCUGCCGCCCGGCCCCGCGGGUCAGCGCCCUGCGGCUCUGGCUCUGGAGGUCGAGUGUGUGGCUCGUAAGGUCGUUUUCCUUGCCCAUCCUCUGUCCCUUCCAGAUCAGAAGAGCUGUUUGCACUUCACAGAUUUGUAACCCAUACUCUGGAGCUUAUGUGAGUGGAACAGCUUUAGAAACAGGAGCCAGGAUGUUAAGAAUUACAAGGAAAUUUUCAGUGAACACAUUGAAGUCAUCAAGUUUAUGCAGUGAGCACACAUAUUUCAGGAACACAAAAAUGGGAGUCAUAAGUAUGGUACAGCAAAACUGCUGUCUAAGAAGCUACAGUUCUCCACCAGGAGAUGUUAAGUCCCUGCGUUCUGUUAUUAAUCCUCAUAUAUCCAGAAUCCGAAACAUUGGCAUUAUGGCCCACAUUGAUGCAGGGAAGACUACCACAACAGAGAGAAUGCUGUAUUAUUCUGGAUACAUAAGAACCCUUGGAGAUGUUGAUGAUGGGGAUACAGUGACAGAUUUUAUGGUACAGGAGCGAGAACGUGGUAUUACCAUUCAGUCUGCUGCUGUUACGUUCGACUGGAAGGACUACAGAAUCAACUUGAUUGACACCCCAGGUCAUGUGGACUUUACAGUGGAAGUUGAACGUUGUUUAAGAGUGCUGGAUGGAGCAGUAGCGGUAUUUGAUGCUUCAGCUGGUGUUGAGGCCCAAACUCUGACAGUGUGGAGACAAGCAGAUAAACAUCAGAUACCACGAAUAUGCUUUUUGAACAAGAUGGACAAAAGCAGGGCAAGUUUUACAUAUGCUGUUGAGAGUAUCAAACAAAAGUUGAAGACAAAACCUUUGCUUUUACAGUUGCCCAUUGGGGAAGCCAAGACCUUCAGAGGACUGGUUGAUGUGGUCACUAAGGAACAAAUAAUUUGGAAACCUACUUCUGAUUUGGAUGAUGGAAAAAAUUUUGAGCAAAAGCUGCUGCUGGAAUCUGAUGAUCCCAACCUGUUCCAAGAAGUCCAGGAUGCCAGAAAUACUUUAAUAGAACAAGUUGCAGAUCUGGAUGAUGAAUUUGCUGAACUGGUUCUAGGAGAAUACAGUGAAAAUUUGGACUUAAUACCAGCUGAUAAGUUACAGUCUGCUAUCCGCAGAGUCACGCUAGCUCAGAAAGCAGUACCUGUACUCUGUGGCAGUGCACUGAAGAACAAAGGAGUGCAGCCGUUACUGGAUGCUGUUACUAUGUACCUGCCUGCACCUAAUGAGCGUUCAUAUGAGUUUCUACAAUGGUACAAGGAUGACCUAUGUGCCCUAGCAUUUAAAGUUCUCCAUGAUAAAUGUCGUGGACCGCUAGUUUUCAUUCGUGUUUACUCAGGUUCACUGAAACCUCAGUCAGCUGUUUAUAAUAUUAACAAGAGUUGCACGGAGAGAAUGAGCCGGCUGCUCCUCCCUUUUGCUGAUCAGCAAAUUGAAAUACCAUCACUAAUGCCUGGCAACAUUGCCCUUACUGUUGGGUUGAAACAGAGUGCCACUGGAGAUACCAUAGUGUCAUCAAAGGCUUCAGCGGUAGCUGCAGCACGCCAAGCUGAAAGGGAUGCUGGGGGAGAGAAAAGAUCUAGCAGUAACAUAGAGAGCCUUCUGCUGGCAGGCGUGGAGAUCCCUGACCCCGUCUUCUUCUGUACAAUUGAACCUCCUUCAAUGGCCAAACAACAAGAUUUGGAUAAUGCAUUGAGCUGCCUUCAGCGUGAAGAUCCAAGCUUAAAAGUGAAGCUAGAUCCUGACACAGGACAAACUGUUCUUUGUGGCAUGGGAGAACUGCACAUAGAGAUCAUUCAUGACCGAAUCAAACGUGAAUAUGGAAUUGAGACUUAUUUGGGACCUCUUCAAAUAGCAUACAGAGAAACAAUCCUAAAUGCUGCCCAGGCUACAGAUGUAUUGGACAAAACAGUAGGAGAUAAACGACAUUUUGUAACUGCAGAGUUAGAGGUGAGGCCUAGGUUAGGGGAGAGAGCAACCACAAAACCUGCCAUUGAGUAUGCUGUGGGUGUCAUUGAAGAACUGCCCAAAGAAGUCCAGGGAGCUAUAGAAAACGGAAUCACAAAUUCAUGCAUUCAAGGUCCUUUGCUUGGAUUCCCAGUUCAGGAUAUAGAUGUGACAGUGCAAUCACUGACACUGCAUCCCGACACCUCCCAUACAAUGCUAUCAGCCUGUGUCUCCCGUUGCAUGCAAAAGGCUUUGAAAAAAGCUGGUAUUCAAAUACUGGAGCCCUUAAUGAACCUAGAAAUCACAGUAAGUGAAGAUCACCUCAGUGCAGCACUUGCUGACCUUGCACAACGGAGAGGUAGUGUUCAGGAAAUCCAGAGUCGUCAGGAUAAUAGAGUUGUGGUUGCUACUGUUCCACUAGCAGAAAUGAUGGGCUACUCAACAGUUUUGCGUUCUCUAACAUCAGGCUCAGCAACCUUCACUUUGGAGCUUGCCAGUUACCAGGCCCUGAACAGUCAAGAACAAAGUGCACUGCUUCAGAGGAGGAUGGGGUUGGUGUGACUGCUUUACUCUGUAGAACAAUAAAGGUAUUUUCUGUCCUCCCUCUUAAAUA